ACGGACGUAAAUCUUUCGGUCUCUUAAUUUGCCGUUAAGAAAACAAUUAGGCGCGGAAAAUUCUAACAAUUCAACCAGUUUGGGAUGGAUAAUACCAGAAAAUGUUGGAAUAUUUCCCAAUUUGUGGCUCCCGUAAAAGCCGGCUGUCAUUGCUGAAGAAAAAAUUGAAUAUUCAAAAUUUUCAAAUAAUUGUUGGACUCUUGCAAAAAAAUGCCAUAAAAUGUAACAAAAUCAAGAAUGAUUUAACAAAAAAUGAUGAAAAUGGAAUAAUACUGCGGAUUUGGGGUCCACAUCAUUUGGAACCCAAAAAGUUACUACCCUACUUAAUUCGCGAAAAUAUGCCAGUACGGGUAUGGUCUGGUAUGGAUUAUUUAAAAAAGGAUCCCAUAGCUCCCCUCUACGGUCCUCCCAUUACCUUUCAACGGAACGGCAGCAUUGGCCGCAUUCCCCUUAACAUAAAAAUGGAAACUAUAGCCCACAAAACGGGUAUAAUUGUGGAUAACUUUAACACCCCCUGUGCCCUAAAUGUCCUAAGUUGGUGUGGCGCAUCGGAACAAAAUUAUUUUACCACAAAUCGUUUUUGGUUAUUAUUGGGCACCAAUGAAGGAGAUUUGGAGUUGUUGGAGGACCCUGGUAUAUUUCUGCCACCCGAUAGUGAAGUUAAGGUUUUACUUCGUAAUGAAAAUAAAACCUAUGCCCUCUUGGAUGUCUAUAAAGUAGCGGCGGAUAAGGAGUUGAAGGUCCGCGAGGUAUUGGGAAAUUUUACGGAGGUUAAGGAAAUGUUAAAAGGCUUGCAGAAAUAUGGCUCACCCAUAUCUUAUCGUGAAAAUUUAGAGGGUAUUACUUUCAAAACGGGAUUGGUCAUUGCAUUUCCCGACAUGUUUACCGACAUCAAUGACAUAUCGCUGCGCCACAUCGAUACCAUAUCCAAGGUGAAUAAUCGCUUGACUUUGGAGUUGGCAAAUAAAUUGAAUAUGAAAUACAACACCCAUCAAAUGGACAACUAUGGCUGGCACCAACCGAAUGGCUCCUUUGAUGGCUUCAUGGGUCGCAUGCAACGUUACGAAUUGGAUUUUGGUCAAAUGGCCAUAUUUAUGCGUCUGGAUCGCAUUGCCUUGUGUGAUUUUGUGGCCGAAACAUUUCGCAUUCGAGCUGGUGUUAUGUUCCGCCAACCACCCCUCUCGGCUGUGGCAAAUAUUUUCGCCAUGCCCUUUGAAAAUGAUGUCUGGAUUUCAAUAUUGAUUUUGAUAUUCUUUACCAUCUUUGUUUUCACCUUGGAACUGGUGUUCUCACCCCAUGCCCAUGAAAUGGAUUUCUGGGAUGGUGUGGUAUUCGUGUGGGGUGCCAUGUGCCAGCAGGGAUUUUAUUUUUCAUUUGGCAAUCGUUCGGGAAGGAUGAUCAUCUUUACCACCUUUGUGGCUACGUUGUUUUUGUUCACCUCAUUUUCGGCAAAUAUUGUGGCUCUGCUGCAAAGUCCCUCAGAGGCCAUACAUAAUUUAAAGGAUUUAAGUCAGUCACCCUUGGAGAUUGGGGUACAGGAUACGGUUUAUAAUAAGAUUUAUUUUAAUGAAUCCACAGAUCCGGUUACAAAUCUGCUGUAUCACAAAAAGAUUGCCCCCAAAGGGGAUAGCAUCUAUAUGCGUCCCAUGAUUGGCAUGGAAAAAAUGCGCACCGGUCUCUUUGCCUAUCAGGUGGAGUUACAGGCUGGCUAUCAAAUUAUAAGCAAUACUUUUAGUGAGCCGGAAAAAUGUGGCCUCAAGGAGCUGGAACCAUUUCAAUUACCCAUGCUUGCUGUGCCGACCAGAAAGAAUUUCCCCUACAAGGAGCUGUUCCGCAGACAGUUACGUUGGCAACGUGAGGUGGGUCUCAUGAAUCGUGAAGAACUCAAAUGGUUUCCGCAAAAGCCGAAAUGUGAAGGUGGUGUGGGUGGCUUUGUUUCCAUUGGUCUCACCGAAUGCCGUUAUGCCUUGGCCAUGUUUGGCUAUGGGGUUCUAUUGGCCAUAAUCAUAUUUUGUUGUGAAAUUAUUUUGAAAAUAAUGCAUCGCAUGGGCAAACGUAUGAAUGCCUACUACAAGGGGGAUCGUUUUCCUCCCGGGGUAAAUGCAGAAUAAUUGAUUUAAAAGGAGUGACCUCAUCAUACCGCCCAAGUACAAUUUAUCAUAUAAUCGUUGUUAAGGAUAUUCAAUUACUUAUCAACUUGAAUGUUUUGGCAACAAAGAGAGAUUUGUCGCGACCAAGAAAAAAAAUCAAUUAAAUCAAUGUUUCUUAUUUUGUGGAAAUAUAUGUAGUUUAUGUUGUUCUUGUAGUCAAUAAAAUAUAGUAGAGAUACCCAAGA
Molecule: messenger RNA, 2335 nt
Organism: Musca domestica (house fly)
Lineage: Eukaryota; Metazoa; Arthropoda; Insecta; Diptera; Muscidae
Gene: Ir75d
Exons: 5
Coding region: 102-2111 (669 amino acids)
Cellular component (GO): membrane
Molecular function (GO): ligand-gated monoatomic ion channel activity
Source: RefSeq, a predicted model, not a curated record